GAUGCAUGGAACUUGUUCUCUUUUAUGAGGAGAUCUAGAUGAUGAUAACACUAGAAAUGUGCCUAUUUGUUUUACAUUAGUCAAUUUAAAAAAAGAAAAUUACAUUUUUAUUUUGUCUGUUUUUAUUUCUCCAUCUAAAUAUAUUGGCUGGGUGUUAAUAGUUUAACAAGUUUUACAUUGUUUACUGUAACCAGUUGUAUAUUGUUUGUUGUCGUCCCUGAAGCGCUCAAUCAUGUUCAGAAAGGAUCCAGAGAAAACUCAACUGGUCACCGAGAAAGGCACCAUGUAUAGCAUCACCAUGGAAAGUGUGUCCACAGAUGAGAUAAUGCAGAUGGAGAAGGACAGAAACAUCAAUCAUUGCCAUGACAACAGCCAGGCUACGGAGGACAGGGAGCGGGAGAAGCAGUUGGCCAGGAAGAGGCUCUAUGUGGUCUCGGCUGUUUGCUUGGUCUUCAUGAUCGGAGAGAUCCUGGGUGGUUACUUUGCGGGGAGUCUGGCGGUGAUGACAGACGCCGCCCACCUGCUGGUAGACUUUGCCAGUUUCAUCAUCAGCCUGGUGUCUCUGUGGCUCUCGUCCAGACCCGCCACACGCACACUCAGCUACGGCUGGCAUCGUGCAGAGAUCCUGGGCGCUCUGCUCUCGGUGGUGACCAUCUGGCUUGUGACAGGUGUGUUGGUCUACCUGGCCGUGCAGCGGCUCAUCAGAGAUAAUUACGAGAUCGAGGGGACCAUCAUGCUCAUUACCUCAGGCUGCGCUGUGCUUGCAAACAUCAUUAUGGCUUUCACCUUGCACCAGUCCGGGCAUGGGCACAGCCACGGGGGCCUCAGUAGCGGGCACAGCCACGGCAACAAUGACAAGGGCAACCACGGUCACAGCCACGUGGUGAGUGAUAGGCACGGGCACAGCGACAAAAGUAACCACUCACACGGUAACGGUAACCAGGAAAACCAUUCCCAUGGAAACGGCGAUUUGGAGCAGCAUGGUGGGGUGGACGUUCAGCAGUAUGAGUUGUCGGAGUCACGACCUCAGGCCAACGCCAGCGUGCGUGCUGCCUUCGUGCACGUGGUGGGAGACCUGCUCCAGAGCAUCAGCGUGCUGGUCAGCGCCAUCAUCAUCUUCUUCAAGCCCGAGUAUAAGAUAGCUGACCCUAUCUGUACGUUCCUGUUUUCCAUAUUUGUCCUGGGAACCACCAUCACCAUUCUGAGAGACAUCCUGAUGGUCCUCAUGGAAGGCACCCCAGCUGGAGUGAAGCACGGUGAGGUGAGGGAUCGGCUGCUGGCAGUGAAGGGGGUGAAGUCUAUCCAUAGCCUCCAUAUCUGGGCCCUGACUAUGAACCAGACGGUGCUGUCAGCACACGUGGCUAUAGAUGACUUAGUGGAUGCCCAGCCAGUUCUAAGGGAGAUGACCCAAACUUGCUUCUCCAACUACAACUUCCAUUCAGUCACCAUACAGCUGGAACAACAGGCCGACCAGAAGCCUGGGUGUAGCCUGUGUGACGACCCCAAAAUAUAGACGUCUGUUUAAGCCCAUGGGAGAGGCCAGGAGCCCAGAGGAAUAAGCUACCAAACCAGGAUUUAGUUGUAACCUGGACAGGCUUUUGGCCAGUGCUUGACUUGGCCAGGAACAUGCUGGAACUGAGUUAUAGCACCUCACAUAUUCUACUGCUUGAGUUCCUGCACCUCUUAGAGAAUAUUGGCUUAAAAUAUUCCGUGGUGUAAAGUACUUAAGUGAAAAUAUUUUUUAAGUACUUAUGUUGUUUUUUGGGGUUAUCUGUACUUUACUUUACUAUUUAUAUGUUUGACAACUUUAAGUUUUACUGCACCACAUUCCUAAAGAAAAUAAUGUACUUCUUAUGUACCUCAGUCGUUGUAUAAUUUCAAAUCCAAAGUGCUGCAGGAGAAACAAAAUGUGUCACUGUCCCAAUACAUGGAGCUCACUGUGACCCAACUGGAGGAUUGUUAAAACAUUGCAGCGUUAUCAUAAAUCCCCUGACACCCAAAAGUUCUUGUUACAUUUUGAAUGCUUAGCAGGAAAGAACAAUUGUCUAAUUCAUGCACUUAUUGAGAGAACAUCCCUGGUCAUCUCUACAGCCUCUGAUCUGGCAGAAUCACUAAACACAAAUGCUUCGUUUGUAACUUAUUUCUAAGUGUUGAACUGUGACCCUGGCCAUCUGUCAAUUAAAAAACCAAGAAAAUCG
Messenger RNA from Oncorhynchus mykiss (rainbow trout), 2198 nucleotides. Its product is annotated as proton-coupled zinc antiporter SLC30A8. Gene Ontology annotation, biological process: insulin secretion; response to zinc ion; zinc ion transmembrane transport. Lineage: Eukaryota; Metazoa; Chordata; Actinopteri; Salmoniformes; Salmonidae. Gene Ontology annotation, molecular function: zinc ion transmembrane transporter activity. The record is from RefSeq and is a predicted model, not a curated record. Gene Ontology annotation, cellular component: plasma membrane.